AUGGGUAGAUUCUCGCCGGAUAGCUGGACGCCCGCGGUCAAUGUCCUCACCUGGUAUUUGCUGGUCACGGCCGCUCUCAGCGUGUUGACUCGACUGGGCACCAAGUGGUGGAUCUUCCGCAAACUGACCACCGACGAUUAUCUGAGCAUCGUCUCGCUGGUAUACAUACAACCGUCGCGGAGGACGAGCCCGCGAGCACCCUGGCUAACGAAAUCCAGAUAA
Messenger RNA from Aspergillus melleus, 222 nucleotides. RefSeq lists its product as uncharacterized. The transcript has a single exon. Lineage: Eukaryota; Fungi; Ascomycota; Eurotiomycetes; Eurotiales; Aspergillaceae. The record is from RefSeq and is a predicted model, not a curated record. The coding region runs from base 1 to 222 and encodes 73 amino acids.